AUGGAAGAAGAGGAUGAAAUUGAUGUUGCCUCGGCAGAUGAUGCAAUUUCACAACUCUCAGCAAUAGAUGCACAGCUAAUGGAUAUCAGAUCAGAUAAAAAUUUAACUACAGAUGAAAAGCUAACUCAAAUGACAAAUCUCUUGGAGAGAAGAAAUAAAUUAGUAGAUAAACUACAAGCAGCCAAAUCUAAAGAAUUCAAAGACUUUGUUGAUUCUCUUAAUCUCAAAGAUCUUUCCGUUCAAACUUUCUUUUUAACAUCAAGAAAAUGCAGAAUUGGUUCAGAAAAUCCAGAAUAUGAACUUAUAGAAAAGCCACCACAGAAAAAGAAGUUAUUUAGCAAGUCAGUCCCACCUCAUCCACUUCAACAACAAACAUAUGAGAUUAUUGUAAAUAAAAAGAAAGAAGCCGAGAAAGAACUUUCAAAAUACUCAAAAAAGCAAAUACUUUCACCUCAAGAUCACGCUCAUAAAAUGCGCCUUGAGGCAGAAAUUCAAGUAUACACACAGUACUUAAAUCAGUGA
Molecule: messenger RNA, 522 nt
Organism: Trichomonas vaginalis G3
Lineage: Eukaryota; Parabasalia; Trichomonadida; Trichomonadidae
Exons: 1
Coding region: 1-522 (173 amino acids)
Source: RefSeq, a predicted model, not a curated record